Molecule: messenger RNA, 841 nt
Organism: Anoplophora glabripennis (Asian longhorned beetle)
Lineage: Eukaryota; Metazoa; Arthropoda; Insecta; Coleoptera; Cerambycidae
Product: THO complex subunit 7 homolog
Exons: 2
Coding region: 32-664 (210 amino acids)
Biological process (GO): mRNA processing; mRNA export from nucleus
Cellular component (GO): THO complex part of transcription export complex
Source: RefSeq, a predicted model, not a curated record
AAACCAUUUAUAUAAAUAUUUAUAAGUAAACAUGUCAGAUGAGGAAGUAAUCAAAAGGAGGUUGAUAUUCGAUGGAGAUGGCACGGGUGACGACAGACGCUUUAACUUAAUGUUGAAAAUGAUAGCAAAGUGGGUUAAUACUUCAGAAGAAUCUAGAGAAGAGAGUCGCCAGAUGUAUGAUAAAAUUUUAGCCCAACUGAACCUAGUUGAACAUUCUCGUAGACGUUCAGAAUUGGUGACAAAAUCAAAUGAUGACCAAUUAAUGAAAUACCAAGAGUUAUAUGCUGAUUAUGAGCAAAAAAUUAACGACAUAAAGGAUGAGAUAGCAAAUCAAAGGUUUGAGUUAGAGAAAGCAAAGAUAAUUAAACAAAACAGAAUUCAAUAUGACUUAUUGGCAAGAGCGAUUGUGGCUGAACCUCCUAGAACAGAAAUGAAUAAACAGCUCGUAUGUUUGCAGAAGGACCUGAAAGAUCUAGGUGAAGAAAAAAAGAGAUUGGUUCAAAAAUUAGAUAAGAGAAAGAAGCAGUUCCAUGUUCUGUCUACAUCUGCUAACCAGUUAAGAAUGUAUCUGGAUGAAGAAGAUGAGAAAGAGGAUUGUGAGAUUAACACGUCUCUUGAUGAAGUUACAGCUAAUAGCCCUGGACCAGAACCCAUGUCUGAAUAAAUAUCGAUAAUAUUGUUUAAACGUUUAUGUGUAUACACAUUAUAACUAAAAGUAAUUUUAAGGACAUUUUUCAAGUAAAUUGUUUUUAUAUCGUACAUCGCAAAUUAUUAUUGAUGGGAUAAUUAUUAUAUAAAUUUAGUAUUUUCUUGUGUACUAGUGUAAGUUAUUUAUAUAUCA